AUGUUUAGAUGUUUCCAUGUGAAGAAGGACAAGAACUGGGUUUCGUCAAAAGCAAAAACCUUGCAUGAAGGAAUGAUAGAAGCAGAGGCUGAAAAGGAGGAUCGAACCAAAGAAAGGGGGGAAAAUGAUGAGAAAAUGAAGAAGUUGGAGGAUGAGAUCGUAGAUGUGAGGAAUGCAGUCCCUCACAUUGUUGAAUCUGUCUUGCGGAGACUUGGAGUGCGGCUGCCCGAGUCAUUCGACAUGGAUCUCAACAGUGAAGCAAAUGGGGAACAUGGUCGAGUUGGGGAAACUCAGGGUAACGAUGUGGCCGAUGAGGAGUCCGAUGAGGAGACUGUCUACGAGACUGUUGCUGCAUGA
Messenger RNA from Linum trigynum, 357 nucleotides. The record is from the annotation of a GenBank genome assembly. NCBI's taxonomy places the organism in Eukaryota, Viridiplantae, Streptophyta, Magnoliopsida, Malpighiales, Linaceae.